Hansenula anomala is the source of this 1950-nucleotide messenger RNA. RefSeq names its product dolichyl-P-Man:Man(6)GlcNAc(2)-PP-dolichol alpha-1,2-mannosyltransferase (gene ALG9). Gene Ontology annotation, cellular component: endoplasmic reticulum membrane. The coding region runs from base 1 to 1950 and encodes 649 amino acids. Gene Ontology annotation, molecular function: alpha-1,2-mannosyltransferase activity. Lineage: Eukaryota; Fungi; Ascomycota; Saccharomycetes; Phaffomycetales; Wickerhamomycetaceae. Gene Ontology annotation, biological process: protein N-linked glycosylation. The record is from RefSeq and is a predicted model, not a curated record. The transcript has 2 exons.
AUGGCACAAGACUUACCACCAGUCGGAGGCUACGACCCUAUCCAAUGGAAACGUAACUUACCUUCAAGAGGCAUCCGUCCUGCCUAUUUCCUCGCUGGGACAUUGCUGGUGAUGGGGUAUGGCUGGUACAGAGUUGUUCAGGGGAUCCAAGAAAGAAGAGAAUUGCACCGUGAGAAGAUCUGGGCUAGGAUCUAUAUGACCCCGUUGCUUGUGGCUGAGACGGACAGAGACAGCGUGAGACGGUUCUAUGCUGACAAGGAGCGUGAAGCUGAGAUUAUGAAGGAUGUUGAUGGUUGGGUGCCUAAGCAAAGUGUUUACAACGAUGGGAGAUUCCUAUUCAACUAUUAUGAACCAUUGAAUUUCCUUCUACGAGGAUUUGGUAAAGAAACUUGGGAAUACUCACCAGUCUAUGCUAUAAGAUCAUGGGCAUACCUACUUCCCUACUCAAUCCCACUAUUCCCAAUCACCAAAGCCAUUGAUACAUUCCAACUACAACCACAAAUUGCAUUUUAUUCAACAAGAUUACUUGUUGUUUCAUUCACAUUAUAUUCAGAACUACACCUUUAUGGGACUUUGAAAAAUUCAAUAGAUUUCGACUUAUCUGGGCUCUACAUACUAUUUUCAGCUUUAUCACCAGGAAUGUCCCAUGCUUCAGUGGCUUUAUUACCUUCAAGCUUUGCCAUGAAUUGUACAUGUCUCGCCAUGAGUAAUUUGAUUAAAUAUUUCCACAAAAGGGCAAUGAAGAAUGCAUUACUCGUGACUUUUUGGUUUGCAAUUGGUGGGUUAUUUGGUUGGCCAUUUGUUUUGAUCCUUGCAGUUUUACCAACUCUUGUUGUGAUCAAGCAGAAUAUUCACAUUUUCAAAUUGUUUAAAAGAUUUGUUGGGUGGUCAAUCUUUAUCGUUUUAGUAUUGAUUGGUAUUUGUGUGGAAAUUGAUUCACAAUUCUAUCAGAAGACCGUUUUGGUUCCAUUAAACAUCGUUUUAUAUAAUGUUGUGUUUGCUGAUGAAAAUGCAGGUCCAAAUAUCUUUGGUGUGGAACCAUUAUCUUAUUAUAUUAUCAAUUUAUUGUUGAAUUUCCAUCUUUUGGCUAUAUUGGGUUAUAUUGGUGUUGCUUUAGUUCCAUUAUUAAGCUCAAUCAUUUCAAUUUCCAAAAACAAUAAGUUAUCAUCAUUGGAAACAUUGACUAUUUUAUCUCCAAUAGUAGUUUGGAGUGGGAUUUUCUUCAGUCAACCACAUAAAGAGGAAAGAUUUUUGUAUCCAAUAUAUUCAAUAAUCAUAUUAUCUGCAAGUUUUACAACUAGAUAUAUUUUGGAAUCAAUUUCAGUUGCUGUGAAUAAAUUCAUUAAAAAACCAGCAAAACUUGGAAAUUUGUUUUACUUGAUUGGAUUAUUUUCAAUCCUCGCAAACGUUAAAAUCAUUUCAAUCCUUAGAAUCAAUUCAUUAUCAAGUAAUUACAUUGCACCAUUGAAUGUUUAUAAUCAUAUCCCUGCAAAUGCUAGUGGUAAUUUAUGUGUUGGUAGAGAAUGGUACAGGUAUCCAAGUUCAUUCUUCUUACCAAAAGACUUGAGACUACGUUUUAUUAAAUCAAAUUUUGAUGGUUUAUUACCAGGUGAUUUUAAUGAAACUUUAUCCACUUUAGAUUCAAUAAGUUCAAUCCCACCAAAUAUGAAUAAUUUAAAUAAAUUUGAUCCAUCAAAAUUAUUUGAAUUUGAUCAAUGUGAUUAUGCUAUUGAUAUUAAUCAACCAAUUGAUCAAGAAACAAAUGAAAUCGGGUUCAUUGAUGAACAAAAUAAUGUUAGAAAGGGUUGGGAAUUGAUUCAUUCUGAACAAUUUUUAAAUAAUCCAGAAAGCGUAGGUCCUGCAAGAAUCUUGAAAUUUCCAAAACCUUUCCCACAAAUCCCUGGUUCUGAAUUGGUUUAUCAUCAAUACAACUUGUAUAAAAAAAAAUAA